GCCUCCUGUGUUCAUGGAAAGAGGAGAGGAGGGGAUUCCCACUCAAUCACAAAGAGCUUUCCAGGGCUCCAAAGAGCCUACCUUCCUUAUCCAUCGGGUUGUCCUGCCCAGUGAUUCCCACUCGACCCUUCCGCCAGAAACCCAGUGCGGCGAUCUCACCGUAAACAUAAAGACCAACCCUCAGAAAAGGAGGCCCGGAACAGUAAUACUAUCAAAAGGCUCAAGUAGAACUAUGUCAGAAGGCCUGCCUAGCCCCCCUGUGAUCCCAUCCCGCAGGCCGGGGUUCCGGAUAUGCUAUAUCUGUGGCCGAGAAUUUGGAUCCCAGUCACUUGCCAUUCAUGAGCCCCAGUGCUUGGAGAAGUGGCGCAUUGAGAACAGCAAACUGCCCAAGCACCUGAGGAGGCCGGAACCUUCCAAACCACAGCCCAUCGGUGGCAGUGGCUCCUAUAUCCUUCAGGCAGCCAACGAGGAGGCAUUUCAGAGGGCUCAAGCUCAGCUGCUCCCCUGUGACUACUGUGGUCGCACGUUCUUGCCAGAUCGUCUCCUGAUUCACCAGAGAAGCUGCAAGCCAAAGGGUGAGAAUCCCAGAACACCGGGCACGGAUAGUCCUGAUGUUCCUACUGGUCUCAAGAAAGCUUCUAGCGGCGUCCCAGCCAGACCAAGGACUCUCAUCUGUUACAUUUGUGGUAGGGAAUUUGGCACACUGUCCCUUCCUAUCCAUGAGCCCAAAUGCUUGGAAAAGUGGAGAAUUGAGAAUGACCGGCUCCCGAAAGAGCUGCGUCGGCCACUGCCCCAGAAGCCCCAACUGCUUCCAACUGGACAUCCCAGUCAAGAAGGGGCAAGCCAAGCUGUGCUUGUGCCUUGCCCGAACUGUGGCCGGACCUUUGCCCCGGACCGCUUACCUGUACACCAGAGAAGUUGUAAGUCUCAACUGAGUGGGCCCAAGAUUCCGGAUUCAAACUUAGAAAGGAAAGGUGGCCCAAAAAUACCCACCAAUUCCAAGCAACAAAGGAAUAUGGCAGCACCCAAUGAGGACAAGCCAACAAUGAUAAGGCGUCCACCAACAGUUGUUUGUUACAUCUGUGGACGUGAAUAUGGGACCAAAUCUAUUAGCAUCCAUGAGCCACAAUGUCUGAAAAAAUGGCAUAAUGAGAACAACUUGUUGCCUAAAGAACUAAGGAGACCAGAACCGAAAAAACCAGAAGUUAGAACCAUUACUGCCAAAGGGUUCUACGAUCUUGAUGCCUUAAAUGAAGCUGCUUGGACAAGUGCCCAGAGCCAAUUGGUUCCCUGCAACGUUUGUGGGCGGACCUUCCUGCCAGACAGACUGAUUGUUCACCAGCGAUCUUGCAAACCUAAAGCCGCCAAGUAAAGCCCUUUCCUCUGCA
Molecule: messenger RNA, 1388 nt
Organism: Phodopus roborovskii (desert hamster)
Lineage: Eukaryota; Metazoa; Chordata; Mammalia; Rodentia; Cricetidae
Product: zinc finger protein 474
Exons: 3
Coding region: 14-1372 (452 amino acids)
Source: RefSeq, a predicted model, not a curated record